AUGGGUCUUCAAAAGAGUAUUAUUGUAAGAACUCGAAAUCGUAUUCCUCCUUUUCAAUCAAUUCGAUAUUUUUUGCUGCAGGCUUUUCCGGAUCCUGAUUAUGUGAUAUAUGGAUUGCGUGAGGAUAAAAACAUCCUCCUUUUACCGAGCGAUAUUGCAAAUAAUAUUUCAACGGACAAAAAGCUGCCAAGUUUGCUAGACGAUAACCUUACUGGGGGACAGGAUAUUGAACAUUAUAAUGCUAUGUUGAUUGAAGUCCAUGGCUUAUUGCAAUUUAUAACUCUCUGGCAAGAAAUACGUAGCACGGGUAAAUUAUAUACGCUUACACGUCUCGCGUAUUUCGAAGCGUUUCGAUUGGUGUUCGUACCAACACCCAACAAAAUUGUUUAUGGGGCAAUGGUCACAACAUUGAUGUAUUUCUCCGAUUUAGCCCAAAAUCCUUUCACUUUUAAAACUACUGCUGAUAACCGAGUCUUCCUUUAUCAGGAAGGUAUGGGGCGUACCGGACCAUAUGAAAUAGUUUUUGGGGUAAGUUAA
Molecule: messenger RNA, 537 nt
Organism: Loa loa (African eye worm)
Lineage: Eukaryota; Metazoa; Nematoda; Chromadorea; Rhabditida; Onchocercidae
Exons: 3
Coding region: 1-537 (178 amino acids)
Source: RefSeq, a predicted model, not a curated record